This is a messenger RNA of Coffea eugenioides, 1290 nucleotides long. RefSeq names its product NAC domain-containing protein 30-like. The transcript has 3 exons. Gene Ontology annotation, biological process: regulation of DNA-templated transcription. Gene Ontology annotation, molecular function: DNA binding. The coding region runs from base 7 to 960 and encodes 317 amino acids. The record is from RefSeq and is a predicted model, not a curated record. NCBI's taxonomy places the organism in Eukaryota, Viridiplantae, Streptophyta, Magnoliopsida, Gentianales, Rubiaceae.
UAAUCAAUGGAGAUGGAAUCAUGUGUGCCUCCUGGAUUUCGAUUUCACCCAACAGAGGAAGAGCUUGUUGGAUAUUACCUCAAUCGGAAGGUUAAUUCAUUGAAGAUCGAUCUUGAUGUUAUUGUUGACAUUGAUCUCUACAGGAUGGAACCAUGGGAUAUACAAGAUCGGUGCAAAUUAGGAUAUGAAGAGCAAAAUGAAUGGUACUUCUUCAGUCACAAGGACAGGAAGUAUCCAACAGGAACUCGAACCAACAGAGCCACUGCUGCUGGAUUCUGGAAAGCAACUGGAAGAGAUAAAGCUGUGAUCUCAAAGGAAAAAAUUAUAGGAAUGAGGAAGACCCUUGUGUUUUACAAGGGACGUGCUCCCAAUGGGAGGAAGACUGACUGGAUCAUGCAUGAGUAUCGGCUUCAAACAUCUGAGCAAGGACCUUCUCAGGAAGAAGGAUGGGUUGUUUGCAGAGCAUUCAAGAAGCCUUGUCCAAGUCACAAGCAAGGUUUUGAAGCCUGGAGUAAUGCCUACUACAUAAGAGAAAAUGGAAAAUACCAGCCUCCAUUUCCUGACAAAUCAAUUACUUCAAUGCAUGCUGUCAAUCCGAUUUCAAUCCGUGGGGUUGAUUUUCAGCAAGUUCCCUUGCGGGCAGAUCAUCAUGAACUAAUAUCCAACCAUGCGGCCCGUUUUGACAAUCAACUCAUUGAAAUUCCACAACUUGACAGCCCUUCUAUUUCAACGAGUUUGGCAACAAAAGAUCAGAUUUUUGAAAGCGGUAGUUUAGUCAAUGAAGAUGGCGAAGAUGUGAAGAGCAACAUAUACUGCCAGCAGUACAAUGAUUGGAAAGUUUUCGAUAAGCUACUUGUUCAACAAGUGAUUGAUCCAUCAGCUUCAUAUGCAUGCCAAAACCAGCCUGUGUUAAUACCCCGGGAUGAUGAAUUGUUGCUUGGAUGCUUUACUGAAUUUUAGGUAACUAAGAUUGGGAUGCAACCAGGGACAGGAUUCAAAGACAAAUAGAUGGUACUAUUAAACAAUAUCGUCCACUGAAAAAGUUUGAUUAACAGCAUACUUUUCUGAGUUGGCUAAGAAAGCCAACUCCACGCUUUUGGAAAUCUAUGGAUAGGCAUGACAAAGGAAGAACAUGUGGAAGGAAGUCUUACUCAAAUCUGGAGUGGAAUUGUUGCUAACUUUGCCUUUCAAUAUUUUUUUUUCUCUAAAAUUGUGAAUUUUUCUUGCUGGAUGUAAUUGUAUACUUAUAUUGCUUUGCUGAUUGUGUUCUACAAUGUCGUCAUACUAGGU